UUGUGUCAUCCUAUAUAAAGAGGGAAACCCCGCCUGCUGGAGAGACCCAUGGCGAAACCCUCAGUUUCCUUGGCGUUCGUCGUGAUCCUCUGCUUCUUCUGUCUCUCCGCCGUAGCAAAACCCCACAAUCGCCCUAUAAGCGACAAUGAGGUUAGAGCGAAGAAGAACGCUUGCUACUCAGACAUCGAGAGUGGUAUGUGGGGAUGGAAGUGCAAGUCUUCGAUGAUCGAGAAGGAGAAUUGUGCAUUGCGAUGUGUUUCUCCAGUUUGCUAUGAUCUAAUCUAUGGGGGGGAUCCGUUGGAAGAAGGCGAGAAGGAUUAUGUGCGCAGCCAAGAAUUCAAGUACUGCUUACACAAAUUAUCACUGGGUGAGAGUCUAGAUGGAGUGAAGGGGGCGUUUGCUUAGUUGUAGACGGGUCAGCAUCAUUGCCUAUUUAUUUGGUUUCUGGUUUUGGAAGUUGAAUCCGUUCGUGUUCUUUGUUUAAACUUGAUCACCCGGGUAGUGCUAACUUAAGAGGCUGCGGUUGCCAACGGUGAGAUCAACAUGUGAUUUACCUGUAAUCUUUCCUUAUGAACGUUCAUUUUCCAAACACCCACAACUUUUCUUAAUUUUUAUACAAUGACUUAAUUGUUUAGCA
This is a messenger RNA of Dioscorea cayenensis subsp. rotundata (Guinea yam), 637 nucleotides long. RefSeq lists its product as uncharacterized. The transcript has 5 exons. The record is from RefSeq and is a predicted model, not a curated record. Bases 49 to 405 code for a protein of 118 amino acids. Lineage: Eukaryota; Viridiplantae; Streptophyta; Magnoliopsida; Dioscoreales; Dioscoreaceae.